Mytilus californianus (California mussel) is the source of this 2362-nucleotide messenger RNA. RefSeq lists its product as uncharacterized. The record is from RefSeq and is a predicted model, not a curated record. The coding region runs from base 264 to 2195 and encodes 643 amino acids. Lineage: Eukaryota; Metazoa; Mollusca; Bivalvia; Mytilida; Mytilidae. The transcript has 2 exons.
CUGUAAUUUCCCUUUACUUGGCCUCUGAAAUUUUUAGAUAAGAUUCCCAAGGUCAGAAGGUGGCCUGGAUAAACAAUAAAUAUUGGUCGUUGGUGUGUUCUAGAGAAAAUAGUACAGUGCAAAGGGUAUAAGAGAUCUACACUCCAAAGGUGAUUUUUGUUCGAUGAUUACUAACAAUGGUCCAUUGGAUGGGUUUUGCAUGAAAUAUAUAGCUUUAUAUCAAUAUUACUAGUAGAACAUGCAUGACGUAGUUAACAGUUACCAUGGUUGGAGAGAAACAGAGAAGCAGGCUUUGGAAAGCCGGAAUUUUAAGACGCAUGUUUGCAGGCAUCGUGAUAGUAGGAAUCAGUUAUUUUUGUUAUCUAGUUUUCUUUCAAGCACCUGGUCAUUUUGUUUAUACGCAUGCUAAUACACAUGCUCAGUGCAUGAUUCCACAGAUAAAUCCGUUCGAUAAAGAUAUUCUAGCAUUUUUUUGGCAACCAGAUCCUAUAGUGUGUACUAAAAACACUGAACUAGUUUAUAUCGAUGACAACGAUACUAUACACAUUAAUUAUAGUCGAAUUAAUUUAGAAGUUGUUAACUGUAGUUGUCAGAAUAUAAUUCGAGAAACUGAAAACGAUAACGAGGUAUUAUUUAGAUUACCAGUUUGGUUUUCUAAAAGUUCAAAGUUGACCUCAGACUUUAUCAAAGUUCAGUGCUACGAUUACAGCGGUAAUUUAUUGUAUGAGCGUCUACACUACCAUAUUCAUAAAUCCAGAAAAAAAUUCACAUCUGAUGAAAAUCGCUUCAGUGUUUUAAUACUUGGAAUAGAUGGUAUGUCGCGCUUGGCAGCUAUUCGCGAACUUCCAAAAACACUAAGAUAUCUCCAAGAUACUUUACAGGGAUACAUUUUAAAGGGAUAUGCAAAAGUUGGAGAAAACACAUUUCCAAAUAUGGUGGCUUUUUUGUCUGGUCGUAUAGGAUACAGCAAAGAUUUUCCGGUAGAUCCGAAUGUGUUUUUCGAUAAACAUCCAUUUAUCUGGAAUAACUUCUCAAAAGAUGGUGCUGUUACUAUGUAUGCUGAAGAUUGGCCUAGACUGUCAACGUUCAACUAUGCUGUUCCAGGAUUCAACCAAUCACCAACAGACCAUUAUUUCCGUCCUUUCUAUUUGGGUAUAAACAAAAUGCGAAAGUAUCAAUCAACGAUAAAUGAGGCAUUGUUAUUUCUCGAAAACCAAAAUAUCAAAGUUGGUAAAACAUCAACCUUGUGCUAUAGUGAUAAGCCAAAACACGUAUUACAGCUGGACUAUUUUAAACGAUUUUUAAAAUCUUAUCGCAACAAGUUAAAGUUCGGUCUUUCUUGGUUAAACGAAAUUAGUCAUGACUACGUAAAUUUUAUAAAGUUAGCAGACGAUGAUUUGCUUGAUUUUUUAGUAUUUCUUAAAGAAGAUGGUUAUUUAGAAAAGUCAGUAUUAUUUUUUGUAAGUGAUCACGGUUCACGAGUAGAUAAAAUCCGAAACACACCAAUAGGACGUAUUGAAGAGAGAAUGCCAUUCUUUUCAGUUGUUCUUCCUCAGAACCUCAAAGACAAAUUUCCACAAGCUGAAUAUAACUUACGAACAAAUGUCGAAAGAUUAACUUCUCCUUUUGACUUUUAUGAAACUGUUGUAGAUAUUUUUAAAAACGAAUAUUCUCAUAGUACAAACGUUGUACAGUAUCCGUUGUCAAGAGGAAUUAGCCUUUUCAGAAACAUCCCAAAACAGCGAUCAUGUGCCGAUGCUGGGAUUCAUGAACAUAACUGCGCAUGCUACACUUCUGAAAAUAUUCCAGUAAACAAUACCGGGAUUGAACGUGUAGCCGCCUUUGUUGUUACAAAAAUAAACCGUGAUUUAUAUCAUUUAAGAGAAAAGUGCGUAACAUUGACAUUAAAUAGGAUCAUCGAAGCAAAACUAAUUCACUCCCAAUUAAGACAUAAUGAACAAUACGACGACAAGAAAUUUAUGCAUAAUUUCAUCAAACCAAAAGAGGACACAAACAAACGUUUUUUGAUUCUUUUUGACGUUUUGCCAAGUGCUGCUAUGUUUGAGGCAACUGUAGAGGAAACGAAUGCAAUUGAAUUUUCAGUAUUAGGACAUGUCAGCCGGACUAAUCGUUAUGGAAACCAGUCAUCGUGCAUUAAUGAUAAAAGAUUAAAACUUUAUUGCUUUUGUAAGUGAAUGAUCGUGUUAAAAUGAUUAUACAUUUUAUACUGUUAUUUUUCUAAGAUGAAGUAUUAACAGAUAUACAAAAAAACAUGCCGAGCAAACCAAAGUGUAUUUGUUAUAUAAGAUGUGACGUAUAUAGGUGCAUACUCGUUUUUUUUUAAAAGAAUACUUAAAAUAUA